This is a messenger RNA of Carassius auratus (goldfish), 1105 nucleotides long. RefSeq lists its product as uncharacterized. Lineage: Eukaryota; Metazoa; Chordata; Actinopteri; Cypriniformes; Cyprinidae. Gene Ontology annotation, molecular function: protein binding. The record is from RefSeq and is a predicted model, not a curated record. The coding region runs from base 125 to 844 and encodes 239 amino acids. The transcript is spliced from 4 exons. Gene Ontology annotation, biological process: regulation of apoptotic process; signal transduction.
UGAUUAGCUGGAUCAGGUGUGUUUAUUUGCAUCUUAAUGCUGCAGGGAUCUGGCUCUCCAGGAACUGAGUUCGACACCCCUGCUCCAAGACCUGAAAUGGCCUUGAUGUUGGGUUGCAAAGCCAAUGUCAAAUCUAGGUUUUCACAUCACUGACCGAGCACAAGAGGUGAUGGAUGGGCCAGUAGAUGGCACCAAGCUCAUUCUGAGACUCAAGCCAGAUCUCCUGGAAGCUCUGACGGGAGAUCCAGACUUUCUGCUUCAGCAUUGCCAUGCCAGUGGCAUACUGUCCAACAAUGAGUACAACAACAUCAAAGACAUGAACAUGCGUUCAAGGCAGGUACGGGACAUCUUGGAUUAUGUUAUUCACAAAGACAACAAGCAUGCUCUGAAAUUCCUGAAGUUGCUGAAAACACAAGACAUGCAAGAGACAUUUCCUAAACUACAGUUCCUUCAAAAGCUGCAAAUCAACAAACGCAAGACACCAAAAAACACAGAGACGACAGCAAAAAGACGGCAGGAGAUGUUGGAAAACAAUGUAUGGCAGGAGCAGCAGCAUAUCAUCAGCACUAGGAUGGUGAGCGAGAGGGAGAUGAUGAUGGUGGCCGGCUGCAUCGGGAACAGCUGGAGGGAGGUGGGCAUUCUGGCACUGGAUAUGAACACCACCACUCUUCAGCAGAUAGAGGAGGACAACAGCCAACACAAAAUGCGGGUUUUCACCAUGCUGCGAAAAUGGAGCAUACGUGAGAGGGAACAAGCCACCGCAGCUCGCCUCCAUUCCCUACUAACCCAAGAGGACAGCGGCAUAGACGCUCUGAAAAUCAACUUCCUGUUGGACAACAACUGAGGCUGCUAGGAGGACUUAAGAGUGAUGCAGGCAUGGUGUCACAACCUUCUCUACAGGGUUUUAUCUAGGGCUUUUACAUUUGUAAAACAAGUUCUGUGGUAAACAUAAAUUGCCAAUACUUGACACUUAAGCAGUUAUAAUAUUUUUUUUUAAAUGUAUGUUCCACUUCUGUAUGAAUUUCUUUUGCUGAACACAAAAAAACGUAUUUUGAAGAAAGUUGGUAACAAAACUAUGGAAGUCAAUGGCUACCGUCAACUGCUU